AUGAUAGAAUCGGGAUACGCGGGAAGAAACAGUGAUGGAGGCAUUUUUAAAGUUAGUGCAAUGAAGUAUUGGAUUACCCACGGAGGUUUCGACAUCCCUUCACCUUCUCCGUUAACAUAUGAUGAGACAAAUAGUCCAUUUCCAUACUACUUUGCAGCUGAUGAAGCAUUCCCGUUAUCGCAGUAUUUAUUGAGGCCUUAUUCCAAAAGGACAUUAGACAAUGUUAAAAGAAUAUUCAACUAUAGGUUAAGCCGUGGACGGAAAACUAUUGAAUGCGCCUUUGGCAUGGCGGCAGAAAAGUUUCAAGUACUAAAUGGUCCCAUACGAUGUCGAAAAGUAGAAUCAGUGAAUGACAUUAUUAAAGCGGUUUGCAUUCUACACAAUUAUGUACGUAAACGAGAGGGUAUCGUCUAUAGACCCACAGACACGCAAGAAAAUCAUGAAAUAGCCGCAGUAGGUAUAGACACAAUAAUACCAAGUCAGGUAACAAUAAAUGAAAGAUCUUCAGCGAAUACGAUUAGAAAUUAUUUAUCUAAUUAUUUUCUUUCUCCUCUUGCAUCUCUACCAUGGCAAUGGAAAUACACUGUACCAGAAAUAAGAAAUACGAUACGAUAUGAUACGACAACAUGA
Messenger RNA from Macrosiphum euphorbiae (potato aphid), 630 nucleotides. The record is from the annotation of a GenBank genome assembly. Lineage: Eukaryota; Metazoa; Arthropoda; Insecta; Hemiptera; Aphididae.